UGGUAGAAAGUCCAUUUCUCUUCAGGGAGAAAUCCAAAGAGUAAGUAAGAAGUUUGAUGAACUAUUCUUCAAUUCUUGCUUCAGACUGAAGCAGAUGGAUGGAUUGAAUUGGUAGCAACCCACAUGAUCUUCAUUUCCAAUACCCACUUCGAUGGCGAACAGAGGAUCUGCUAAUGAGUUUCUGUUCAUGAAAAUGGUGCCUUUUGUUUGUUUUCUCUGGUUUUCUGUCAGUGACUUCACGUUUUAUCUGCUAAGACUUGUAAGCAGAUAUGUCUUCAGAUUUUAUGGAGAAUACGCUUCGAAGAAAGAUGAUUCGAAUUGCUCCACUGUCCAACCUGCAAUUUCCAAAUUUCAGGAUUCGAAAUCUGAUGAACCAGGAGAGAAAGAUACCCCAAAGUUCUGUUUCAAGUUUCAAUAUCAGAGUUUACAAACCCAUACAGGGAAUGAAGAAUCUGAAGUCUCUUUCACCACUGAACAAAAGUGCCCCACGACGAGCACUAGUAAGUGCCAGUUCUUAUCGGAGAAGCAUUUCUGUGGAUUCAUGGAAGAACCAGAGGUUGUGAGCUUUACUGUGAACGAAUUAUACGCGGAUUCAAAAGAUUUUCUGCAACUUAAUUCAGAGAUGGAAACUGUUCAAGAAGAAAUAUUAGACGACGAAUCCACUGAUUCUCACUGUAAAACAGGGGAAACAGAGGAAACAGAGGCUGAGAGUCUCACUGAAGUAAACCUGCAGAGUAAGGAAACUGAAUCGAUCGAUGAGUUCUCAUUUGAGAAUCAUUCGCUCGAUCCAGAAGAUGGGUUUUUGUUAGAUUGUGAUCUAGAGAAACCAUUUCAAACGAAAACUGUAUUGGACGAAGAGAAGGUAGAAAUAAGCGCAGAAAUCCAAAGUUCCCAAGAGGUCCAUUUGCAGAAUUCAAAUAUGGUGAGUACCAAAACCAUGGAUACCAGUGACCAGUCUUCUUCUGCUAAUCCAAUCAAAGACGAAUCAGAAGACGAAGAAGAAGAAGCCCAUUUGCUGAAUUCAAGAAUGGUGGACAGUGGAAUUCACUAUGAGGGAGACAUCGAGGAAGACGAGGAAGAAGAAGAGAAAAACAGAGACUUUGGUGGUGGCAAAGAGAAGGAAGCAAUGGAUGAUGGUUCAGAAAAAAUUGAAGAACCUAGUUGGAAGAAUCUGCAGAACUCACAACUGGAAACACUGUGGGAACACCAGGAUCUGAUAGAACAGCUGAAGAUGGAAUUGAAGAAGGUGAGAGCUACAGGACUUCCCACCAUAUUAGAAGAAUCCGAGUCUCCGAGGAUGAUGGAAGAUCUGAAGCCAUUGAAGAUCGAUGAGAAGUUCUUGCACGAGGAUCGAAUGAAUGAGCUGAACAAGUUCUACAUGAGUUACAGAGAGAGCAUGCGCAAAUUUGAUAUCUUCAAUUACCAGAAGAUGUACGCAAUAGGUUUCCUCCAGAAGAAGGACCCAUUACAGUCAAUUUCCAACCGAAAGUCUUCCAAUCCGGCAACCACAAGCAUCCUAUCCCAGAAUUUCUGGAUAAGCAAAGUCAGAAGAGCUAAUAAAGUAGACCCAAUCGUUAAGUUCAUUGGAGAGUUGCAGAGCGAUUUGGAAAUGGUUUACGUGGGACAAAUAUGCCUCUCUUGGGAAAUCCUCCACUGGCAAUACUUCAAGGCCCAAGAAUUACAGGAAUCUGGCACUUAUGGUAUCCAUAGAUACAAUCAGGUUGCAGGUCAAUUCCAACAGUUUCAGGUGCUCAUGCAAAGAUUUAUGGAGUAUGAAGCUUUUCAAGGACCUAGGGUUCAAAACUAUGUCAAGAAUCGAUGCGUUCUUCAUAACCUUAUUCAAGUUCCAGUUAUAAAAGAGGAUUCUUUGAAGGACAAGAAGAAAGCAAGAAGGGGAGAUAAAGAUGCGAUUACAAUUGCAAUGUUAAUGGAGAUCAUUGAGAAGUCAAUGCAGAUAUUCUGGGAUUUCGUUCGAGCUGAUAAGGAAGAAGCUAACAUGAUAUUAAAGGGCCUUUUGAGAACUCAGGUUGAACUGCAGAACCCUGCAGAUUUGGAUCUUCUCACAGAAAUAAGAUCAAAUAUUCAAAAGAAGGAGAAGAAGCUGAAAGACAUUUUGAGAAGUGGGAACUGCAUAGUAAAGAGAUUCCAGAAGAGGCAAGAGGACAGAUCAGACCUGAUAUUGUUAUUCCCUCAGGUUGACAUGAAGCUGAUAUCUAGGGUUUUGAACAUGUCAAGAAUAACAAGUGAACAACUAGUUUGGUGUCAUAAGAAAUUAAACAAGAUUAAUUUUGUAGAUAGGAAGAUUCACAGAGAACCCUCUUUUUUGCUAUUUCCAUGUUGAGGUUGUUUCUCUU
This is a messenger RNA of Telopea speciosissima, 2354 nucleotides long. RefSeq lists its product as uncharacterized. The record is from RefSeq and is a predicted model, not a curated record. Lineage: Eukaryota; Viridiplantae; Streptophyta; Magnoliopsida; Proteales; Proteaceae. Bases 152 to 2341 code for a protein of 729 amino acids. The transcript is spliced from 6 exons.